Zingiber officinale is the source of this 841-nucleotide messenger RNA. RefSeq names its product 60S ribosomal protein L11-like. Gene Ontology annotation, molecular function: structural constituent of ribosome; RNA binding. The transcript is spliced from 5 exons. NCBI's taxonomy places the organism in Eukaryota, Viridiplantae, Streptophyta, Magnoliopsida, Zingiberales, Zingiberaceae. Gene Ontology annotation, cellular component: ribosome; cytosolic large ribosomal subunit. Bases 141 to 689 code for a protein of 182 amino acids. Gene Ontology annotation, biological process: translation. The record is from RefSeq and is a predicted model, not a curated record.
CAAAUUGGCCCGUUUAUCUUCAUUUGACGAUGGCAUUUCCGUGGAUUUGGCUAUAAAUCCAUUAGGGUUUCGUGUGGUCGGGUCUCUGCUAUUCCGUUCGUCGGCGCUAGCUGCUGCCUCCGCUCCUCUGCUCUCUCGCAAUGGCCUCCGAGAAGAAGCUUGCGAAUCCCAUGAGGGAUAUUAAGGUACAGAAGCUUGUUCUCAAUAUCUCCGUCGGCGAGAGUGGCGAUCGUCUUACCAGGGCGGCGAAGGUUUUGGAACAGUUGAGUGGGCAGACCCCAGUUUUCUCUAAAGCAAGAUAUACUGUACGUUCCUUUGGAAUCAGGCGUAAUGAGAAGAUUGCAUGCUAUGUUACAGUCAGAGGUGACAAAGCCAUGCAGCUACUUGAAAGUGGACUGAAAGUGAAGGAAUAUGAGUUGUUGAGAAGAAACUUCAGUGAUACUGGCUGCUUUGGUUUUGGUAUACAAGAGCAUAUCGAUCUUGGAAUAAAGUAUGAUCCCUCAACUGGUAUAUAUGGCAUGGAUUUUUAUGUAGUAUUAGAGCGACCUGGUUAUCGCGUGAGCCGCCGCCGCAGGUGCAAGUCGCGUGUUGGCAUUCAUCAGCGAGUCACAAAAGAGGAUGCAAUGAAAUGGUUCCAGGUGAAAUAUGAGGGUGUCAUCCUCAACAAGUCUCAGGCGACCACUUCAUAGAGUUUGAUAUGUCCGAAUCAUGAAAUUUCUUUCCAACAGCUGAACCCAUUUGUUUUUAUCAGAUCCUUUGGAGACAAGAACUUCCAUAUCUUUCAAUUUUGUAUCAGAGAAUAUUGUGCUUUAGCAGUUAAAUUCUUUUGCUUCGGAGAUAA